Molecule: messenger RNA, 984 nt
Organism: Penicillium brevicompactum
Lineage: Eukaryota; Fungi; Ascomycota; Eurotiomycetes; Eurotiales; Aspergillaceae
Exons: 4
Coding region: 1-984 (327 amino acids)
Source: RefSeq, a predicted model, not a curated record
AUGCCGGCCCCCUACAAUACGCACACUACUACCGAUGAGCUUGUCACUGAUUACACCGCCAUAAUCAAAGACAAGGUCAUUUUGACCACAGGCGUCUCAUCGGGCUCCCUGGGUGGUUUCUUUGUUCAAUCCAUCGCCAAAGCCAAACCAGCAUGGAUAAUUCUAGCCGCCCGCAAUACCGAAAAGCUGAGGAACACGGCCGCAGAAAUUACCGAAGCCCAGCCGGAUAUCCAAGUCCGUACCCUUCAAGUUGACUUGGGCUCAUUGAAAAGCGUCCGAGAAGCCGCAGCGCAAGUAAAUUCCUGGGAUGACAUUCCCGUCAUUGACGUCCUAGUCAACAAUGCCGGUAUCAUGGCAGUGGACUACUCGCUCUCACCAGAGGGCGUUGAGUCCCAUCUAGCCACGAACCAUCUCGGCCCAUUCCUAUUCACCAAUCUGAUCAUUAAGAAGAUUUUGGCUGCCAAGGAGCCGAGAAUUGCGGUGGUCAGUAGCGAUGGUCAUCGGAUGCAUCCAAUCCGGUUCUAUGACUAUAACUUCGAUGAUGGAAAAACGUACGAUCGCUGGUUCGGCUAUGGUCAGAGCAAGACUGCGAAUAUGCUGUUUGCAAUUUCUCUAGCCCAAAAGCUUGGGAUAAAACAUAAUCUCCAGGCUUUCAGCCUUCACCCAGGAGUCAUCUGGACUAAUUUGGGCAAUCACCUGGACUGGAGCGUGGAUCUUGAUGGACUGAAAAACGCGGACAGAUCUCUGGGUAAUCGCGAAGGCUGGAAAGAGUUCGAAGCAAAGCCACUUGAAAGAGGAGCCGCAACCCACAUUUAUGCCGCAUUUGACCCAGGUCUCAAGGCCAAUAAUGGGGGCUACCUGAUCGACUGCCACGUUGCUGAUCCACUCGAGGACACGGUUUUACCAUGGGCUACUAGCAGUCUUGAGGCGGAAAGACUAUGGCAACUGAGUGAGAAAUUAGUUGGACAGGAAUUCCCUUACUAG